AGAUAAUAUAUAAAAAUGAAAAGAAUUGAUCUUCUUCAAAAAAUUAAAGGACUAGGUUUCAAUAAAGUUAAUUUGCUGGAAUCUUUGUUUAAAGAAGUUUUAAAUGUUUAUAAUCUUCAUGAAGAUGACUUCAAUAAAUCAGAGCUUACCAACUUAAAGAAUAAGUUGUCUGUUUUUAAAGCAAAAGUGGGAAAUAAGUUAGAAAAGCAUAAUAGAAACUAUGACAGAUUGAUUUUAAAAGAGGGUGUUUGGCUACAGGAGGAGUUUUUUCCAGAUCUUGUUAAAAGAAUUAAAUCUAAAGAAGGUCCAGGUAGAAAAAAUAAAGUUUGGGAAAAUCUUGGUGAAAGAAGCAAAAGAGCUAAAAUUGCCCAUUUGGCUGAAAACAAUCACGAAGCAUUGGCUUUAGCUUCUUUAAAAAGUGCUGCAACUGAAUCCAACAUUAAUAAAAACAAUUUUAUCUUUAUAGUAAAGAAGGCUUUGGACCCAGAUAAAGCAAAUGAAAUUAGAAAAAACAUGUCUAUGCAUGAACCUGUUAAAAUGAAAGUUGAAGAUGCUCUCAGCCUAAAAAUUCAAUGUGAUCUGUCCGAUGAACAAUAUCAGAUAAUCAGAAAUAGCUCCCUAUUACAAAAUGCAAACAUCUAUCUGUCUCUUCAUAAAAUUUUAACUGAAAAAAAGAAAUGCUAUCCUGAUAAUAUGAUUUUUUCAGAAACAUCUGCAGUUUGCUCCCUUCAACCUCUUUUUAAUCACACACUGUGUAGAGUCUUGAGUCUAAAUAGUUGCAACAAAAUAUUUUCUGAAUUAUCGGUUAAAGAUAUCAAUCAACAUGGAAUUAUGCAUUUCAAAGGUGGUUUUGAUGGAGCGUCUAGCCAGAGUCUGUAUAAACAAAAAUAUUUAGAUACAACUCUAGAUGAAGUUAUUAAAAAUGAAGAGAGUAUUUUUCAAACAUCUAUUGUGCCUCUUAAACUGACUGUUAAUGAUACAGUAAUCUGGUACAACAAAAAACCAUCUAGUACACAUUUCUGCAGACCAGUAUGUUUGCAGUACAAGAAGGAAACAAAUGUGCUAAUUAAAGAAGAAGAAGAACGAUUACGGAUUGAAAUUCAGAAACUUGAACCAUUUGUAGUAAGUUUAGAAUCAAAACCGACUGAGUCAUCUAUGAUGACAGCAAUUAUAAAGUAUAAUUUGGAUUUGACUAUGUUUGAUGGUAAGGUUAUUAAUGCACUAACAAGUACUACCUCUUCUCAAAGCUGUAAUGUAUGUUCAGCAAAGCCAACAGAGAUGAAUGACAUUAAAUUGAUUAGAUCUAAACCUGUCAAUAAAGAAGCUUUAUUUUUUGGCCUUUCACCUCUUCACUGUUGGAUAAGAUGCUUUGAGUACAUUCUUCACCUUGGAUAUAAAUUGAAAAUUAGGUCAUUUUAUGCUAAAACAUCUGAGCAGAAAGAAUCAGUUAAAGAAAGAAAAGCAUUUAUUCAAAAGAAGUUUAGGGAAGAACUAAGUCUUAUUGUUGACAUGCCAAAACAAGGUUUUGGAAACACUAAUGAUGGUAAUACUGCCAGAAGAGCCUUUGAGGAAUCGAUUACCUUCUCUGAGAUAACUGGUGUAGAUGUUGACAUCAUUUCUAGACUUGAAACAAUUUUAAAAGCAGUUUGUUCAGGAUAUGAUUUAGAUCCAAGCUCUUUUCAAAGUUAUUGCAAUGAUACAACAGAUAAAAUUCUUUCUGAAUAUAAUUGGUAUGUUAUUCCUCCAAGCGUUCACAAACUUUUAGAACAUGGUUUACAGAUUGCCAAUGCAUUAGAACUUCCCAUUGGAGUUUAUUCAGAAGAAUCACUAGAGGCUCUUAACAAAGAGAUUAGAAAUACAAGAUUAAACCAUUCAUGCAAAAUUUCAAGGAUAAAUGUUAUGAAAAACCAAUUUAACUAUCUUAUGAUAAGGAGUGAUCCAGUUAUAUCGAGCAUUCAAUUCACUAACCAUAGAUGUGAAAAUGGGAAAUUGCUCCCAAUAGAAGUUCUUUCUCUUCUUAAACAGUCGUGAUUUUUUUGAGAAUUUUAUUUUUUAUAGAUAAAUUUGCAUCAAAAAUUUAAAUUUAGAAUAGUUAUAAUAGUAAUUUUCAAAGUAUAUUCUAAUUCUCAGAGUAUAACUAUUAUAUGCUCUUUGUUGAUGUCUGAAUUUUUUUUUAAUUAUCAUUCUUUCAAUCAUUGUUUUUAUCAAAAGAGGAGGGUAUUAAUUGAUGAAAUAAAUUUGAAAUAAUUAAAAAUAAAUUAUUUUAUGAACUAAAAUUUGAAAUAGUUAUUAUAGUAAUGCUCAAUGAAUUUUAUUGUAUUCUUUUUGUUGAGGAAUGAAUUUUUUUAUUUA
Hydra vulgaris (swiftwater hydra) is the source of this 2352-nucleotide messenger RNA. RefSeq lists its product as uncharacterized. The record is from RefSeq and is a predicted model, not a curated record. NCBI's taxonomy places the organism in Eukaryota, Metazoa, Cnidaria, Hydrozoa, Anthoathecata, Hydridae.